This is a messenger RNA of Agrilus planipennis (emerald ash borer), 363 nucleotides long. RefSeq names its product activity-regulated cytoskeleton associated protein 2-like. The transcript is spliced from 2 exons. The coding region runs from base 1 to 363 and encodes 120 amino acids. The record is from RefSeq and is a predicted model, not a curated record. Lineage: Eukaryota; Metazoa; Arthropoda; Insecta; Coleoptera; Buprestidae.
AUGACAACCCUUACAAAAGAACAAUUCGCCCGUCUAAUGGCCCAUCUACAACCAACAAACGCGACGUCACAAGCCAGCUUUGCGCAGCGUAUCGCUUGCUUUGCAGACUCACGCGAUCCACAGAUGGUCGAAGAAUUUGUUAACGUCACGUCCAUCUUCAGAAGGUGUAUGAAGAUCGCCGACGCUGAUGCCCUUUGUGAAAUCCCAAGCCACCACAUGGGACCAAGCCGUGGGCUUAAUAAGCGGGGAUUCACUCCAAAGAAGCCGGACUACCAGGUAUACGUGGAAAUUUUCAAAACCACGCAGGACAAGGCCACGCCCACCGAUCUCUUCGUGUGUCAGAAGAGAGCGCUGUACAGUUAG